Hyaena hyaena (striped hyena) is the source of this 1267-nucleotide messenger RNA. RefSeq names its product proline rich 19 (gene PRR19). Bases 120 to 1193 code for a protein of 357 amino acids. Lineage: Eukaryota; Metazoa; Chordata; Mammalia; Carnivora; Hyaenidae. The transcript has 3 exons. The record is from RefSeq and is a predicted model, not a curated record.
CGAGGCCCAGCGUGAGCCCCGGAAGAGUCCCAGUGCGUCGUGAGCUAGGGUCACCGUGGAAAAGAAGUCCCUGACUUAUCUGCAUGCUGAUGACUGUCCUGCCUUUCUUCUAGAACAUUAUGGACCCCUGGAGGCCAGGCCCUCAGCCUUUCCAGCGGCCUGAGAAACCUGGUCGUGUCCGUCGUCGGAAGACCAGGCGGGAGCGUAACGAGGCUCUGAUGGGCAGCCGGCGGCCUUUGGCCCGUCAGGAUCCUCCUGUGACCAGUCAGGAUCCACCUUUGGCUCCUACUCUUUCCAAGCUCGUGGUCAUAACACAGGGCCGGCUGAGCCGGGAGCACCGGGGUCUCUUUAACCAUGAGGUGAAAUCUCUGGAUGUGGCACGGCUGCUUAGGAGUGGGUCCCCGGAGCCAGGCACCCCUUCACUCCCCACCAAACCCUCCCCAAGCCCAAGCCGGGCCCAAGACCCAGCUCCCCAGUCAAGGGGCAAAGAGAACCGGGUGCCUAGAGGCUCAGGCCCAGGCCCACCCAGUCCCCCAGAGCUCCCGGGCUUGGGGCAGCUGCUGGAAGAGCUGCAGUGCCAGCUAAUUCUGCCACAGGCCUUCCCCAGGAGGAACCUAGUGCAAGAGGCCAGGGAUGCCAUCAUGGGCACCUUACAGGCCUGCCAUGGCUGUGUGCCAGACCUUACCCUGGUGCUCCGUGACUGCCGGCCACCCUUACCAGGGACCAAACCUGGAGGCCCUGAAAGACGAAGGAUGACACCCUCCUGGAUCAACAGCCCGGAGCAGGCCCCACGGGAGGGGAGGCAGAGGAGGCCGCAGAGGACAAAGGAGCUCACUUUCACCAUGCCUCACACCCCCAGCACUUCCAUGGUGCACAGGGUGAGCCUGGCGCCACCAAAAGGUCCCUGGCCACCCACCUUGCCCUUGUUGCCUUCGCCAUCUGGGGCAGCCUGGGGCCCCCCAACAGCCUUUGACCUACUGAAAAGCAUCUGGCUGGUAGCCACACCUCCCCCUCCCCGGCCCUGGGGGGUCGGCCCACAACAACCCCUGCCUCAGCCACCAUCAUCCUUGUUGCCCGCAACCUCUGCCCUGGACUGGAGCCCCAGCCCUCCUGCCGCACUGCCCAGCCUCUCCUGGGUGGUGGCCCAGAGGAGCCCAGAGGCCUGGUCCUUUCCACCUAUGAGACUGUACUGAGGGGACUGAGGCUGGGCGAGGGGCAGGAAACCUGCACUCCUGAUCACUUCAAUAAAGUACCUUCUUCAUGGUCC